This is a messenger RNA of Physcomitrium patens, 1309 nucleotides long. RefSeq names its product vacuolar protein sorting-associated protein 2 homolog 1. Gene Ontology annotation, biological process: vacuolar transport. The record is from RefSeq and is a predicted model, not a curated record. Lineage: Eukaryota; Viridiplantae; Streptophyta; Bryopsida; Funariales; Funariaceae.
UUGGUAUUGUUUGUCCGACUGAGUUCUACUUGGUUUGCAAGUCACCGACUCGAAUCUGUCGCAUAUUUUAGUUUUCUAUCUUUUGAAAAGUAGUGAGUUUGCGUUGACUUGUAGUAAAAGAGUUUCGAUGUUGCUUCGAGGAUAGUGGUGCGAUUGGGCGGAAUUCGAUCCGUUGGGGGUUGAAACUAUUGAUACGCGUUGCUGGUGGAAAAUGGUCGGUCAGAGUCUGGACGUAGUUUUUGAUGUUGUGUGCGAGCGAUUGCCUCUUGUGCUUAGGAAGUGUCACGCUAGAGUUUGCUUGUUUUGAAGCGUAGAUUCUCGUCUACUUGUCACAACUCUUAAACAUCGGUAGGGAGGUUUGCUGAAGCUUACAACUCUGAGGUCUUUGGGUUGAGGAGGUUCAGUCACCAUGAGUUCAACUUGUUUGGAAAGAAGAAAACUCCCGCAGAACUUCUUCAAGUCUAUUCAUGAGAUAGAGCGCGAGAGACAAAAUUUGCAGAAUCAAGAGAAGAAGUUGAUUGUAGAGAUAAAAAUGUCGGCUAAGCAAGGCCAAAUGCUGCAAGAUAUGUCACUACGCAAUUAAGCAAGCGAUUCCAUAGCAAUUACUCCCUUGUUUACAGGAGAACAUGAGUGCUGCGGUCUGCAACAUUGCUCGGUAUCAUGGGGCGGUUGUGGUGCGACCUACACCUUGGGUUCGGAAGUUGUUGAAGUCAACGCAGGCUAUGGAGGACGCAAUGAAGGGCGUUACAAAAGCUAUGGGGCAAAUGAAUAAGCAGAUGAAUUUACCUGCAUUGCAAAAGAUUAUGAUGGAAUUUGAAAGGCAAAACGAAAAGAUGGAAAUGACAACUGAAGCCAUGGGCGAUGCUAUUGACAAUGCUUUAGAUGGAGAUGAAGAGGGAGAGGAAACUGAGGAGCUCGUGAGUCAAGUACUUGAUGAAAUUGGCAUCGACCUCGACUCUCAGUUGUUGACGGCUCCAGCUCAUGCAACAGCAGCUCCUGAGCGAGCUACACCGUCAAAAAUAUCUCAACCUCAGGGAGCAAGAGAUCCAGCAUCGGAUGAUGGAAAGAUCGACAGUGACUUACAAGCUCGUCUUGACAACUUGCGCAAAAUGUGUUCUCAAUUAGGGGAGUAAGCGCAUAAUUUUCUCAGGCCGCUACUUAGCUUUAAACCAGGUGUUUGCAAAUCCAGAAAAUUUGUUUAUGAGAUUCUAGUGAGAUACAUAACCUAAGUUAGCUAUGGCUGUGGCACAAGAAAACUUGAUUAUUGUUGAUAUUGGUUCUGUGUAUAGUACAUGUACUAUUUCUUGCA